Papilio machaon (common yellow swallowtail) is the source of this 1965-nucleotide messenger RNA. RefSeq lists its product as uncharacterized. Gene Ontology annotation, molecular function: monocarboxylic acid transmembrane transporter activity. The transcript has a single exon. Gene Ontology annotation, biological process: transmembrane transport; monocarboxylic acid transport. The record is from RefSeq and is a predicted model, not a curated record. Lineage: Eukaryota; Metazoa; Arthropoda; Insecta; Lepidoptera; Papilionidae. Bases 1 to 1965 code for a protein of 654 amino acids.
AUGGCAAAAGGUGCUUCAGUCAAAACUGACAAUAAAAAGAGUAUUCUGGUCGUACCAAGCCGAGUUGUUAGUAGACCAGACAACUUAGCAGGCGGGGAAGAAACUGAAAUCACAGCCCAAAUAUCUGUUCCACAAGAAGGCGGGUGGGGAUGGGUAGUUGUGGCUGCAAGUUUUUUGAGUAUUUUUAUACUUGAUGGUGCUUGCUUCACAUUUGGAAGUUUUCUUAAGGAUAUGAGUAAGGAUCUAAAUGAGCCCGAAUCACUCAUAGCAUUAAUAAAUUCAAUAGCAAUUGCUCUAUACUUUAUAGGAGGACCAUUCGCUUCGGCUUACAUAAACAGAUUCGGAUUUCGAGCAUGUAUUAUGUCGGGAUCCGUUAUAUGUGCUUUUUCGCUAUUUGCAACAUAUUUUACAACUGAUUAUGCAACAGUGUGUGUAUUUUAUGGUGCUUUGGCGGGGAUUGGUUACUGUAUGAUAAAUUUAUCGUCAGGUUUAAUCGUAGGAUUUUAUUUUGAGAAACUACGGCCGAUUGCUAUGGCAAUUUCAACUUGUGGAUCUAGCUUUGGUGUAAUGGUAAUGUUUCCUGUAAAUACGUAUUUGAUUAAUUUGUCAGGCUGGCGUAAUACUACACUAUUACAUUCAGGACUUUUUGGUCUAGUAUAUUUUAUCGGUAUGACAUACCGGCCGCUGCUCUCCUUAACAGUCAUAAAAGCUACAGAAGAUCCUACACGCACUGUGACGUACUUGCCAAGUUUAUCUGCUGCAGGUUUAAAACUGACAGCUUCAGGCACGAAAGCGGAUAAUUUGAUACCAACGACGACAGAACGACUUUUCAGUGCCGUUUCAAAUUACAACUUCCCAACUGCGGCAGCAAUAGUUGAAGAAGGUGCCGCCGUGCCUGUCUCUCAACCGGGCCCAUCAACGACGCCGGUAUCUAAACUUACUUUGAUGGCUCAUGGGCCCCAAAGCGCAAUAAGUCGACAACAAUUAAAACAGAUAAAGGAUAUGAUAUCUAGAAGUAAUAUUAAAGAUGUAAAGCAGGUCAAUGCGGACAUUGAACAGGAGUCAAACAUACCCUCAAAAAGGCCUGGGUUUUGGAGAAGGUUAUUUCAUUGGGAAGAACAUGUACCGGAAUCUCGUCCAAUGUACCGAGACGAUGCGUUUUACGACGGUAAAUUAGAAAAAUUACCUAUUUAUCAAAAAAGUAUGGUAGAUACAACAGCAGAAGGAAAAACUGGCUUAGAGUAUCAGUUAGCCGUAUCGAGAGCGGCUACAACUGCAGAUAUUCAAGAACGACGAGGUGUUUUCACUACUGCGGCCAGACGUGUUUUGGCGACAAUGAUGGACCCUAAAUUACUGAAACAAAGUUCAUUUUUGUUAUUGUGCGCGUCUGCUUUCUGUGUAUAUGUAGGAUUUUUGGUACCGUACGUUUUUAUUCAAAGUCGAAACUUAGAAGCCGGAGUAGAUUCACAUCAUUGUGCGUUAUUUGUAAGUGCGAUAGGUUUUUCGAAUGCACUAGGAAGAAUAAUUUUAGGAAUACUAGCAUGUAAAGUUGAUCCGCUUUAUAUGUAUUCCGGGUCUUGUAUAAUAGCGGGUAUUGGAACUAUAGCAUCCGGAAUAUCAUUCGACAUAUAUUACCAGUAUGCUUAUUGUUUUGUAUUUGGAUUUUGUAUCGCGAGUACUGCUUGUCUAAGAAGUAUGGUGUUAGUGUCACUAUAUGGCUUAGAAAAAUUAACGAAUGCUACAGGGAUGCUGAUACUAUUUCAUGGCCUAGGCAGUUUAGUUAGCACACCGCUCGCAAGUAUUAUUCAAAGUAAUUUUGGAUAUACUUUUGCUUUUUACGUCUCUGGAUUAUUUAUAUCUUUAGGAGGUUUUGUUUUGUUACCUAUUAGGUUAAAAUUAACUCCUAAAACUAACGAAAUAAUUAAUCAAAAGAGGACUAAUGUAAAUGGUACUACAAGUAAAUGA